This is a messenger RNA of Mesorhabditis spiculigera, 3729 nucleotides long. The record is from the annotation of a GenBank genome assembly. Lineage: Eukaryota; Metazoa; Nematoda; Chromadorea; Rhabditida; Rhabditidae.
AUGUUAACGCAACUUUUUGGAGCUGCUCAAGCUCGGCAAGUCCCCAGAACCGGCCUCCCACUCUGGAUCAUCGUUGGUCUACCGGCCAGAGAGGGCCAAUACGCCAGAAACCCAUUCAAAUUGACCAUCGACAAGGCGAAGCCCGUCUUCGACGUGGCCAUAGAGGACAUCUACUACCGCAGGGAGCUGCUCCCUCCCGGCGCCUUUAACGUCGUGUUCGAGGACACGAAGCAGUCCGACGCGGUUGGGCCCCAGAAAAUCAUCGAGCACUACGUGAACGGGACCGUGGACGCGGUGAUGGGACUGCCGUACGUCUUCGCGUUGGCCCCGAUCGCCAGGGUGUCGACGUUCUGGCACGGCGGUGUGCCCGUCUUCACCACGACGGCAAUGACCGAAGAACUGUCAAACAAAGAAGACUUUCCCCUCCUCACCCGCCUCGUCGGCAACUACAAAACGAUGGGCCAGCUGGUGAACGGCCUGAUCGCCAAGUACACCUGGCAGCACAUCUUCUUCCUAUUCCACGACCACGUCCUCCAGCAAGAGAAGAAGAGCGGCAAAUCUGAAUGCUAUUUUGCGCUCAACACAAUUAAGACCACGCUCCAUAAUCAGACGAAAUGGGCGGUGGACACGUUUUCGGAGAAUAUGGCCUCCCCGGCCAGAAAGGCGUACACCACCAAGUUGUUGAAGGACGCCAGCGAUAAGGCUAAUGUCAUCAUCCUAUGCGCUUCACCGGAAACUGUGCGCGAGAUCAUGCUCGCCGCCCACGACCUCGGCAUGGCCACUUCCGGCGACUACGUCUUCAUCAACAUUGACGUCUCCACAGGCUCCCACGCCGAACAGCCAUGGCUGCGCACCAACGACACCGACCGGAAGAGCCCCGAGAACCUCAAGGCCAAGGAGGCUUAUAAAGCCCUGAAAACCAUCUCCCUGCGGCGCAGCGACCAGCAGGAGUACAAGGAGUUCGAGAAACGGGUCGUCGAACGGGCCAACAAGAAGUACCACUACAAGGAGAAGAUGCACAAGGAGUACGAGAUGAACAACUUCAUCUCGGCGUUCUACGACGCGGUGCUGCUGUACGCGAUCGCGCUCAACGAGACGCUGAAGGAGGGACUGGACCCGCGCAACGGGCACAACAUCACCAGCAAGAUGUGGGGCCGCACUUUUGCCGGCAUCACCGGCAACGUGUCGAUCGACAAGAACGGCGACCGGUACUCGGACUACUCACUCUUCGACCUCGACCCCGAUAAGGAUCGAUUUGUGGAAGUCGCCUACUACUCCGGGGCGGCGAACAAGCUCGAGUCGGUCGGCCCGUUGCACUGGAUCGGCGGCAAGCCACCCAAGGACCAGCCAAUCUGCGGAUAUGACAAGAGCAAAUGUCCAAAGGGCUACCCCCUGCACGUGUAUCUACUCGUUGCCGCCGGCGUCUUCAUCCUCGUCAUGUUUUUGGUGUUCGGCUGUUUCUACAGACGCUACCGGCUCGAGCAGGAGUUGGCGGCGAUGAGUUGGAAGAUUCGAUGGGAGGAACUCGACGGCGAGGAGAGCACAAAAAAGGAGAAGAAAAAGCGGAAACGAAAACACAACAACUACGACUACGAGGGCGAAGCCUUGCUGCGGUCGUCGAGCCGCGGCAGCCUCAACUCCGACAAGAAAAAUCGAAAAUCCGCCUCUCCAACCGUCUCGACGGCCGUCGUCUCGCGAAGCUCGAGCUCCGGGGCCACGCGCAAAAUUUCGGCGAUGAUCGACCGCAAGUUCUCCAUCUUCACCCGGAAAAAGUCGUCGCCGAACGCCGAGAAGAACGGCGGACCUGGGGCGAACGCCUUCUCGACGUCGCUCGAUCGGCCGGGGAUCCUCGGCGGCCACACGAACACGAUUCACUCGCUGAAGGAGGUAGACAGUGAUGGCGAGACGUCGCCCCUCAACAAUCACCAAGAAGUCCGCUUCAACGACCGCAGGGUUUCCUCGCCGGUGUCUUCGAAUUCCGACUACCGAAAGAAGAACAGCAACGAGGAGUCGAUCUCGAACAAGAAGGGCUCGGUCAGUCUGAGAGGGCGGAAGCUGUCCUUUGGAGGGUUGUCGUUUAAGAGCGGCGGCUCGGUGGAGACGAUCCAAAUGCAGAACAACGCGCAAAUCUACACGAAGACGGCCGUCUACAAGGGGGCCAUGGUGGCCAUCAAGCCCCUCUCCAUCGACACCAAGAAGUUCCCCAAGUUGGACAUCAACAGGGCCAUGCUGCUCGAGUUCAAGAAGAUGAAAGACCUGCAGCACGAUCACAUCACGCGGUUCACGGGUGCCUGCGUCGACUGCCCCCACUACUGUAUCGUGACGGAAUACUGCCCGAAGGGAUCCCUCGAAGACAUCCUCGAGAAUGAGAAGAUCGAACUCGACAAGAUGAUGAAGUACUCGCUGCUCCACGAUCUCGUCAAGGGCAUGUACUUCCUGCACAACUCCGAGCUGCGCACGCACGGCCGCUUGAAAUCCACCAACUGCGUCGUCGACAGCAGAUUUGUCCUCAAGGUGACCGACUUUGGGCUGCACAAGCUGCACGCGCUCGAAGAUGACCCUCCAGAUCUCGGCGAGCACGCCCUCGCGAAGAAAAAACUCUGGACAUCCCCCGAACUCCUUCGCGUCGGCAACAGUCGCCCGGUGGGUGGCACGCAAAAGGGAGACGUCUACUCGUUCGCCAUCAUCCUCCACGAGAUGCUGUGGCGACGGGGCGUCUUUGACCUUGGCGAAGACGUCGAGAUGACUCCAUCUGAAAUCCUCGAGCGGGUGAUGAAGCCGCCGAUGACUGACGAAGACGUCUUCAGGCCGUACGUCGCCGAGCCGUUGGAAGGUGAAGAGCCGUACGAGCCGACGUUGAUGGACCUGAUGAUGACGUGCUGGCAGGAGAACCCGCACGAUCGGCCCGACUUUUCGACGAUCCGCAAGGUCGUCAGGAGUUUAAACAGGGAAAACGAGACCUCGAACCUGGUCGACAACCUGCUGAAGCGGAUGGAGCAGUACGCGAACAACCUGGAAGGGCUGGUGGAGGAGCGGACGCAAGAAUACCUGGCCGAGAAGAAGAAGGUCGAAGAGCUGCUCCACCAACUCUUGCCUCCAUCUGUUGCUGAUCAGCUGAUCGGCGGCCGGGCCGUCCAGGCCGAGACGUACGAGAGCGUGACCAUCUACUUCUCGGACAUUGUCGGCUUCACCAGCCUCUCCAGCAUGUCCACCCCCAUGCAAGUCGUCACCCUGCUCAACGACCUCUACCUCGCCUUUGACGGCGUCGUCGACAACUUCAAGGUGUACAAGGUCGAAACCAUCGGCGACGCGUACAUGGUCGUCUCCGGGCUGCCCGAACGUCGCGAUGAUCACGCGUCGCAGAUCGCCCAGAUGAGCAUCGCCCUCCUCCACAAGGUCAAGAAUUUCGUCAUCAGGCAUCGGCCCAACGAGCAGCUGAAGUUGAGGAUUGGGAUGCAUUCUGGUUCCGUCGUUGCGGGUGUUGUCGGCUCGAAGAUGCCGCGCUACUGCCUCUUCGGCGACACGGUCAACACGGCCAGCCGCAUGGAGAGCAACGGCUUUCCCCUCCGUAUCCACGUCUCCAGCGAGGCGAAGAACAUGCUCGACCCCAGCGAGUUCCGGCUCGACCUGCGCGGCGAGGUCGAGAUGAAGGGCAAGGGGCUUCAGACGACGUAUUGGCUCAAGGGCUACAAAGAGAUCGACAUCCCCGAUUUCGGGCCCGACUUCCGG